AUGUCCGGUGACGAAAAAAUCCGCAUCUCCGGCGAGACGCCGCGAGCCACCACGCCCGUUCUCCCUACGGUCAACCCCGGCCUCCAGAAGCCCAAGGGUUACUCUGGCAUUCACCCGUCCCUCUACGUGAUUUGCUGGAUUGGUUUCAGUUCUUCCGUUAUUCUGUUCAACAAAUGGCUUCUCGAUACCCUCAACUUCCGCUACCCGGUCAUUCUGACGACCUACCACUUGACCUUUGCGACGAUUGUCACCCAGAUCAUGGCUCGAUGCACCACCCUCCUUGAUGGCCGAAAGACGGUUAAGAUGACUGGUCGUGUCUACCUGCGCGCCAUCGUUCCCAUCGGUGUCUUCUUCAGCUUGAGUUUGAUCUGCGGAAACCUGACCUACCUCUACCUCUCGGUCGCUUUUAUCCAGAUGCUCAAGGCCACCACACCCGUUGCUGUCCUCAUCUCCGGCUGGGCCCUGGGUGUUACGCAGCCCAACCUGAAGCAGUUCCUCAAUGUCUCAGCUAUUGUCGUCGGUGUCAUCAUUGCCUCGAUUGGAGAAAUCCAUUUCGUCGUAAUUGGCGUCUUGUACCAGAUUGGUGGAGUGGUCUUCGAGGCUCUGCGACUCACCAUGGUCCAGCGUCUCCUGAGCUCCGCUGACUACAAGAUGGACCCCCUGGUCUCUCUGUACUACUUCGCGCCCAUCUGCGCUGUCAUGAACGGUGUCGUUGCCCUCAUCUGGGAGGUUCCCCGAUGCUCCAUGGCGGAGGUCUACAACGUCGGUCUGAUCACUUUCUUCCUCAACGGUCUCUGUGCCUUCAUGCUCAACGUCUCCGUUGUCUUCCUUAUUGGCAAGACCUCCGCUGUUGUCCUGACCCUUUGCGGUGUCCUCAAGGAUAUCAUGCUGGUUGCGGCCUCUAUGGCCAUUUGGGGCACCCAGGUCACCCCCCUCCAGUUCUUCGGUUACUCCAUUGCUCUUGGUGGCAUGGUCUACUACAAGCUCGGCUACGAGCAGCUGAAGGGCCACAUUAUGGAUGCCAACCGACAGUGGGCUGAGUUCGGUGCUCGCAAGCCCGUUCUUCGCAAGCUGACUAUUAUUGUCGCUACUGCGUUCCUGAUCUUCACCCUGUUUGGUGGACUGGCUCCCAGCUACGCUCCCGAGUAUGACCCCUCCAAAAUCCACAACGAAGUUGCCAAUCGAUUCGGAAUUAACAAAGACUCGCAGAAUUCAUAGCCCUUAAAUACUGCGGCAUCGAUGAAAUCUGAAUGACUUCAGAUACGCCCCCGAGGCGUUGUCUCUACUAGGCGAACGGGGAUCUAGGGACGUUCUUUUUCUUUAUCAAAACCUUGGACCGCUUGUUUGCGUGCAUAUUUUACGUUGACUAGCCGCACUUUCUGAUGGAUUGGAGACUUUGAGGCAUUCUGCUUGACGGAAGGAUGGAGGAUAACGACUGUAAAGCCAUAAGAGCUGGUUCGCAGUGCGCGAAGGUCCGGGGUGCAUGCAAGGACCUGCAUCACGAUGGUCUAAUCUGAUGGUGUACUUUAGAAGGCGUUUGGCCAUAGACAUGUAGAAACGAAAUGGGCAAAACAACGAACAACCCAGCGUGUGUCACAUGAAUACAUUUAGGAUUCAUUCAUGAAAUUUGCAUUGGAGUGAGUAGACAUUGUGUCAUAAGCCCCCAAGGUCUAUCUUCCGACCGCUGGAGAAACACCCGCAAA
Molecule: messenger RNA, 1703 nt
Organism: Ilyonectria robusta
Lineage: Eukaryota; Fungi; Ascomycota; Sordariomycetes; Hypocreales; Nectriaceae
Product: triose-phosphate transporter family-domain-containing protein
Exons: 4
Coding region: 1-1218 (405 amino acids)
Cellular component (GO): endosome; Golgi apparatus; trans-Golgi network
Molecular function (GO): antiporter activity
Source: RefSeq, a predicted model, not a curated record